UAGUUUGUAAAAAUAAAAAACCUUUCUAUUUGAAUAAAUUUUAACCAUCUUUCAAAAGAGGAAGGAAUAAAGAAUUUUUGGAAUACAUUUAACCGUCUCGUUGUUUAGAACCGAAACCGGUUUAGAACCGAAACCCGCGGUCGCUUCUUUUAACCUUGUAGGGUUUAACUUUAAGCCUCUCCCUAGUCCGUGAAAGUUGUAACCUUUCGAAAUCGUCUGAAGAAGAAUCCCAUGUCCAUGAAUGGUCGGAGAAGCUCUCCAAUUUCUCUCUCGCCUGAGAAAGUCUUCGUCUUUCCCAGACCCACUCACCUUCAACAAGCACAUCCAUCGGCUCAUCGACUCCAGCUGCGGCGUCCUCUCUCUCAAACUCGUAGCUUACCUUGUCUCCAGAGGCUACACUCCUCAUCGCUCUUCCUUCAAUUCAAUCGUAUCGCUUCUUUGCAGAUCAGGGCAGGUUAAAUUCGCUGAAGACAUCGUUCGGGCCAUGCCCAAGUUCGGAUCUUUACCGGAUGUUGUGUCUUACAACUCUCUGAUCGAUGGGUACUGUAGAAACGGCGAUGUGGGUAACGCUAGUUUGGUGUUUGAGAGGCUAAGAAGAGUCUCCGAUGGUUUGUUUAUCUGCAGACCUGAUGUGGUUAGCUUCAACUCAUUGUUUAAUGGGUUUGGCAAGAAGAAGAUGUUGGUUGAGGUUUUUUUGUAUAUGGGUGUUAUGUUCAAGUGCUGUUCUCCUAACGUUGUUACUUACAGUACUUGGAUAGACUCUUUCUGCAAAUCAGGAGAGUUGGAAUCGGCUUUGAAGAGCUUUAGGUUUAUGAAGAGAGAUGGUUUGGCUCCGAAUGUGGUUACUUUCACUUGUUUGAUCGACGGGUAUUGCAAAUCCGGGGUGGGCUUGGAGGUUGCGGUUUCGCUAUACGAAGAAAUGAGAGAAGUUGGGAUGUCUAUUAACGUUGUUACUUACAGUGCGUUGAUAGAUGGGUUCUGCAAACAAGGGGAAAUGCAGAGGGGCGAGGAGUUGUAUUUGCAAAUGCGCGAGGAUGGAGUGGAGCCUAACUCUCUUGUAUACACCGCGUUUAUCGACGGGUAUUUCAAGAAUGGCGAUGCUGAUAACGCCAUGAAGUUUCUUGCCAAAUUGCUUAACCAAGGGAUGAAGCUUGAUACCGCGGCUUACGGUGUAAUCGUGUCGGGACUCUGCGGUAUUGGUAGAGUGAAGGAGGCAGCUGAGGUGGUAGAUGAUAUGGAGAAAGGUGGUUUGGUUCCUGAUGAGAUGAUUUUGACGACGAUGAUGAAUGGUUAUUUUAAAUCCGGGCGGGUGAAGGAUGCGGUUAAGGUGUAUGGAGAGUUCAUAGCAAGAGGGUUUGAGCUUGAUGUUGUAGCGCGUACGGCUCUGAUCGAUGGGCUUGCGAAGAGCGGGCGGGUACAUGAAGCUGUAGCUUAUUUCUGCAAAGAGAAAGCUAAUGAUGUUAUGUACACUGUGGUUAUUGAUGCUUUGUGCAAAGAAGGAGACUUUAUAGAAGUUGAGAGACUCUUUGAAGCUGGACUUGUUGCGGAUAAGUUCAUGUACACUUGUUGGAUAGCUGGUUUGUGUAAGCAAGGGAACUUGGUGGGUGCGUUUAAGUUGAAAACCAAAAUGGUUCAAGAGGGUCUCGAGCUCGACUUGCUAACGUACACGACGUUGAUCAACGGCUUAGCUAGCAAGGGGUUGAUGGUGGAGGCUAGACAGGUUUUUGAUGAAAUGCUGAGAAGAGAGAUUAGACCUGAUUCAGCUGUGUUUGAUCUCUUGAUUAGAGCUUAUGAAAAAGAGGGAGACAUGACUGCUGCUUCAGAGUUGUUUCUUGAUAUGCAAGCUAGAGGGCUUGUAACAGUGGUAAGUGAUGCGGAUUGCAGCAAACAAUGUGACAAUGAAGUGACCUGUACUUGAACUUAAGUGACUUUGUCAAAUGUGAUCUUUUACAUUUAAAAAUGAAUACCUUAAACAAAAGGUACAUUAUUUUUA
Brassica napus (rape) is the source of this 1993-nucleotide messenger RNA. RefSeq names its product pentatricopeptide repeat-containing protein At2g01740-like. Bases 242 to 1918 code for a protein of 558 amino acids. Gene Ontology annotation, molecular function: protein binding. The transcript has a single exon. The record is from RefSeq and is a predicted model, not a curated record. Lineage: Eukaryota; Viridiplantae; Streptophyta; Magnoliopsida; Brassicales; Brassicaceae.